This is a messenger RNA of Leptomonas pyrrhocoris, 1133 nucleotides long. RefSeq lists its product as hypothetical. The transcript has a single exon. Bases 183 to 1133 code for a protein of 316 amino acids. NCBI's taxonomy places the organism in Eukaryota, Euglenozoa, Kinetoplastea, Trypanosomatida, Trypanosomatidae. The record is from RefSeq and is a predicted model, not a curated record.
GAUGUGCACGCUUCGCCAUAGGCCAAGUCCCACAGAGCGAUAUCGGCUACAAAGCAAACCUGCAGCAUUUCUGCCGCUCACCUGCACUGCUCUCUCACUCCAUUACUUUCUUUUUUCAACUGAUAUAUUAUUGUUGUUUUCCAUUGUCGCCCCGCUGUGGUGUCUCAGCAUACACGAAAAUCAUGGGAUUUAAAAAUGUCCUGCAGGGGCUACUUAUCGCCGCCUGCGCGGGGGUCGGCGGUGGUGCGCUCUCCAUCCGCUCCACGAUCAGCCAAAUUGAGCCGUUGCCGGUCGAAGAAGCGUACGCACUGCGGAACGCAUCCAAGCUCACCUCGUCGGGUUCUCCUGACCACCCGUCGCACCGACGUAUCUACGCCUACCGCGUAGAUGGACUCAUGCCCUCCAAGCACGCCACGGAGCAGGUGCAUAGCGGACACCUCCUGCGCAAACGUAGUAGCAGCAGCAGCGACGAAGACAAAGGCAAUCCCCACGAUCAAGACGGCACAAAGACCGCCCCGCAGCCCCUCGCCCCGUCUCUCGGCUCGCUCUACGCGCUCCACGCCAUCGAGUCAGCCUUUCCUUUCCGCACGGGGUGGAUGUGGCACACCUUCCGCGACACCCUCCGCAUCUCCGACACCUUCAACGUGUGGUGGCGCACCCGGCCGUCGUGGAUGUCGACCAUGUACACCACGUUAGCCACCACACCCGACGUGCAGGCGCGGGAGCUUCUCAUCCGCGAGGCCGCCGAGGCGGUGGAGAAGCUGUCCGAUGUGCGCUACGAAGCCCUGCUCGAGUCGGACGGCACGCACGGCGCCGUCAUUCGGGGAGGUCAGCAGAAGAUCAGCAUCACCCAUCCUUCACCGAAGGCGGGCGAGCCGGCGGAGGUGACGACGACGGAGAGGACGCACGUGGCGCCCCUCUACGGGGUGCGGUUCGACCUCCCGGAUGUGCCGGAUGCGGAGGAGCGCAAGCACCCCCAUCCCCGCUCGGCGCCCCUCUACGUGCUGUACAUCUCCGCACCGUACAGCAGCGACAACCCGAUCGACAGGUGGGAUCGGGUGCGGAUGUGGAAGGAUGAUUGGUAUAGCCGUUGGUUCGCAGCGCACGUGGUGAAAGCGCUCUCUGAGAUGUGA